Molecule: messenger RNA, 4954 nt
Organism: Calidris pugnax (ruff)
Lineage: Eukaryota; Metazoa; Chordata; Aves; Charadriiformes; Scolopacidae
Gene: EPHA5
Product: EPH receptor A5
Exons: 18
Coding region: 34-3021 (995 amino acids)
Biological process (GO): axon guidance; protein phosphorylation; cell surface receptor protein tyrosine kinase signaling pathway
Cellular component (GO): plasma membrane; neuron projection
Molecular function (GO): ATP binding; protein binding; transmembrane-ephrin receptor activity
Source: RefSeq, a predicted model, not a curated record
UUUUCAGUGAAUUUACUGGACUCACGCACAGUGAUGGGGGAUCUAGGAUGGAUAGCCUACCCAAAAAAUGGGUGGGAAGAGAUUGGUGAGGUGGAUGAGAACUAUGCUCCGAUACACACAUACCAAGUAUGCAAGGUAAUGGAACAGAACCAGAACAACUGGCUUCUGACCAGCUGGAUCUCUAACCAAGGGGCGUCCCGCAUCUUCAUUGAGCUCAAAUUCACCCUGAGGGACUGUAACAGCCUUCCAGGAGGACUUGGGACUUGCAAAGAGACUUUUAACAUGUAUUACUUUGAAUCGGACGACGAGGACGGGAGGAACAUCAAGGAAAACCAGUACAUCAAGAUCGAUACCAUCGCUGCCGAUGAGAGCUUCACGGAGUUAGACCUCGGCGACAGAGUUAUGAAGCUCAACACAGAGGUGAGAGACGUCGGGCCCCUAACGAAAAAGGGGUUUUACCUGGCUUUUCAGGACGUGGGUGCUUGCAUCGCCCUGGUCUCCGUGCGUGUGUACUACAAGAAAUGCCCGUCAGUGAUCCGCAACCUGGCCCGCUUUCCGGACACCAUCACUGGAGCAGAUUCCUCACAGCUGCUGGAGGUGUCGGGCGUCUGUGUCAACCACUCGGUGACCGACGAGGCGCCGAAGAUGCACUGCAGUGCUGAGGGGGAAUGGCUGGUGCCCAUUGGGAAGUGCUUGUGCAAGGCAGGGUAUGAGGAGAAGAACAACACCUGCCAAGUAUGCAGACCUGGGUUCUUCAAAGCUUCACCCCACAGUCCAUCCUGCAGCAAAUGUCCCCCUCACAGCUACACGCUUGAUGAAGCAUCCACAUCUUGCCUGUGUGAAGAACACUAUUUUAGGAAGGAAUCAGACCCACCUACAAUGGCCUGUACAAGACCCCCCUCUGCUCCUCGGAGUGCCAUCUCAAAUGUUAACGAGACUAGUGUCUUUCUGGAAUGGAUUCCCCCCGCUGAUACUGGUGGAAGGAAAGAUGUGUCUUAUUAUAUUGCAUGCAAGAAGUGCAGCUCACCCUCGGGUCUGUGUGAGGCGUGUGGUGGUCAUGUCAGGUACCUCCCCCAGCAAACCGGCCUGAAAAACACCUCUGUCAUGAUGGUGGAUCUGCUUGCUCAUACAAACUAUACCUUUGAAAUUGAGGCAGUGAACGGAGUGUCCGACCAGAACCCCGGAGCCCGGCAGUUUGUGUCUGUAAAUGUAACCACAAACCAGGCAGCACCUUCUCCAGUGAGUAGUGUGAAAAAAGGGAAGAUCACUAAAAAUAGCAUCUCCCUUUCCUGGCAGGAGCCAGAUCGACCCAACGGCAUCAUCCUGGAAUACGAAAUCAAAUAUUUUGAAAAGGACCAAGAGAUGAGCUACACCAUCAUCAAAUCCAAAGAGACAACGAUUACGGCAGAUGGCUUGAAACCAGGCUCAGCCUACAUCUUCCAGAUCCGAGCCCGGACAGCUGCUGGCUAUGGUGGCUUCAGCCGAAGAUUUGAGUUUGAAACCAGCCCAGUGUUAGCUGCAUCCAGCGACCAGAGCCAGAUCCCUAUAAUUGUUGUGUCUGUAACAGUGGGAGUCAUUCUGCUGGCUGUUGUUAUCGGUUUCCUGCUCAGCGGAAGUUGCUGCGAUCAUGGCUGUGGGUGGGCUUCUUCUCUGCGUGCUGUUGCCUAUCCGAGCCUCACAUGGCGAUGUGGCUAUAGCAAGGCUAAACAAGAUCCAGAAGAAGAAAAGAUGCAUUUUCAUAACGGCCACAUUAAGCUGCCCGGAGUCAGGACCUACAUUGACCCCCACACCUAUGAAGACCCUAAUCAAGCCGUCCACGAGUUUGCUAAGGAGAUUGAAGCUUCCUGCAUAACCAUUGAAAGAGUCAUUGGAGCUGGUGAAUUUGGGGAAGUCUGCAGCGGGCGGCUGAAGCUGCAGGGAAAGCGUGAGCUUCCAGUGGCUAUCAAAACCCUGAAGGUGGGCUACACGGAGAAACAGAGGCGAGAUUUCUUGGGAGAAGCCAGCAUCAUGGGGCAGUUCGACCACCCCAACAUCAUCCACCUGGAAGGCGUCGUCACAAAAAGCAAACCAGUAAUGAUAGUGACUGAAUACAUGGAAAAUGGUUCUCUGGAUACAUUUUUAAAGAAGAAUGAUGGGCAGUUCACGGUCAUCCAGCUGGUCGGGAUGCUGCGAGGUAUCGCGUCGGGAAUGAAGUACCUCUCUGACAUGGGGUACGUGCACAGAGAUCUGGCUGCCAGGAAUAUCCUCAUCAACAGCAACUUGGUCUGCAAGGUGUCAGACUUCGGCCUCUCUAGAGUCCUAGAAGACGACCCCGAAGCAGCGUACACAACCAGGGGAGGGAAGAUCCCCAUCCGAUGGACGGCACCCGAAGCCAUUGCCUUCCGCAAGUUCACCUCGGCCAGCGACGUCUGGAGCUACGGCAUCGUCAUGUGGGAGGUGAUGUCCUACGGCGAGAGGCCCUACUGGGAGAUGACAAACCAAGAUGUGAUUAAAGCUGUGGAAGAAGGCUAUCGCCUGCCAAGUCCCAUGGACUGUCCUGCUGCUCUCUACCAGCUGAUGCUGGACUGCUGGCAGAAGGACCGCAACAGCAGGCCCAAGUUUGACGAGAUCGUCAGCAUGUUGGACAAGCUCAUCCGCAACCCCAGCAGCUUGAAGACGUUGGUUAAUGCAUCGAGCAGAGUAUCAAAUCUGUUGGUAGAGCACAGUCCGGUGGGGAGCGGUGCCUACAGGUCGGUGGGCGAGUGGCUGGAAGCCAUCAAAAUGGGCCGAUACACGGAGAUCUUCAUGGAGAACGGCUACAGUUCCAUGGACGCUGUGGCUCAGGUGACCUUAGACUCUAAUUCUUGCAAAGGGAUGAAUCACCUUGUGAAAAGUGGAGCCUCACCCUCCACCCCCUCUUUCCAACUGGAUAUCAGACAUGAAGGCAACCUUUCCAGUGGACCAGACCUGCUCUUUAAACUUGUGGACCACCUAGUGACUUUUGAGUGUGUCUGGAGCUCUUUCAAUCCACUGCAAGAAUAACUUUACCAGGACAAUACUCAAGAAUAGAUAGAUCCAUGACAUGAGUUUCAGUCUGACCCUUGACUGGACCAAUUACUAACCAUGUGGACGACAUACUUCCACCUUUUGAAAGAUCUCUACUCACUGAAUCUCAGGACACCCUGUUGUUUGUUAUUAGAUGAAGAGCUCUGAAUAUUUGUAAUAAUAUGUGCUGUGUUGCUUUGCAUUGUAUUUUUUUUUUUUUCUUCUAAAAUAAAAUAAAUUAUUUAUUAAAAGUUAUACUGGAUAAAGAGCGUUUAAGAGUUCACCUGCUCUAGAUGCUUAUUCUUAACCUGAAAUCUCAGAUUGUGAUACUGCAUCUGCUCCUGAACAAACCAGUUCUCAUCUCGUAAUCAUUGAGUAGGACAGGAAUAAUGAAUAAGAGCAGAUGAACUCUUAAAAAAAACUGAUUUUUAAGUCCUCGUUUCAUGCAGAAGUCCCUAGCGAGUGGAUUCCUCUCUGUUUAGCGUCCUUUGAAGGUCUUUGAGGUUCUUCUUUCCCCUCGCUCAAACUGACAACUAACUAACUGCGUGAGUAGCACCAGUCUGCACGGGCAAUUCUAGAGUUAACACCACACGAAGAAAAAUGGUGAAAUCUGGCCAGAAUGGGAGAUGAAAUACAAAAUAUCUGUGGUAGCAUGACGGCUGCCAGACACAGAGAUCUUUCAGGAACCUGGCCCGUUUGCUUGCACGACUGACCAUCUGGUGAGGGGGGGGUUGUAUUUUAUGUGGCAAUCCAGUCCUAGUCUACACUGUGUUUGACAAGUUGGUCCAUGGUGUAUAAGUAGUUCUGUUUGUAAAUAAAAUGUUUUAAAUAUAUAUUUCUUUACAACGUGGAGACCGUGAAUUCAACCCUUGCAAGUAGAGGAUGCUGUGUUGUCCCCGGCACGUUGCAGCUGGGCUUUCCUGCAAGGUGGUGGUAAGAGAGCAGCAUGCAUGUAGCUGUGUACAGGCUGUUUGGGAUGAGCUGACACCAAUUUUUCCCCUUUAUUUCCUUGGCUUUUUGGUCAAUUUAGGUCAGUCUCUUAGCGCCGUGUCGGCAAGUGAUGCCAAUUCCUGCCCGUUCCAUUUUUCAGCCCUACAGGAAUGAAAUAGAGGUGACAAGGGGAGACUUCUCCCUGAAACAAGAAUGAAAGUCAUCACGUUGCUGGGGUUGGGGGGGUCAAGUAUUUUGAAGCAGGGGGACCCCACAGCACAUGGGUAUCUCCAGGAUCUCGGGGAGCAUCCAUGCCACUGCCCCAGAGAUGGACACAAGACCCAACAAUGGAGCUUGGGUCACUUGCACGCCAAGGUGCAGCCUGGAUCCUCAUCAAAAGCAUCAUUUGCCCCCAGGUCUUAGUUGUGCCUUUUCUUGCAGGGAAUUUUCAGCCCUUGGGCACAGAUGUUGACCGUUUUUGUCCCAAAACCAGCUGCUUAACGCACCCAAUUUUGUUUAGAAGUUGGCUUCUGCCUUAGUCCUUCGGUGUUGGGUGCACAAGAGCAGGCCAAGUGCUGAAAGUCACCCUGGAAAAAUGGGAGUUCAAGCUCCCGAGUUCUCUAGGUGGUUUUUGGGAAGUUUUGUUGCUGAUUUUGCAACGCACAAAGGGGCUUUGGAAUAAGGCUGAUGGUUUCAUCCUAGGGGAGCACCUGGCUCAGGAGCUGCUGUCUUCUGGUCCGUCUUUGCAGAGGUGGAAGACACCGCGGUCGUUUUUGCUCCCUCUCCGAGGGAGUCCCUGCACUUUUGGCCGGUGGCUCCACAUUUGAGAGGAUUUGAUAUUCAAAAACAACAAAAAAAAAUAGGCUGGAUCCCCUGGUGAGCAGCUAAUGGAUUGAAACCAGAAACUCCUUUUUCUUCUUUCUCUCUUGUAAAUCAAUGAGGCGCUCCUCAAGGAUGUUGAGUUAAGGGGAUGCUAUAAGGGGGAAAAAAAAAAAAAAAA